This is a messenger RNA of Exophiala viscosa, 369 nucleotides long. Its product is annotated as ribosomal protein S26e. Gene Ontology annotation, biological process: translation. Bases 1 to 369 code for a protein of 122 amino acids. Gene Ontology annotation, molecular function: mRNA binding; structural constituent of ribosome. Gene Ontology annotation, cellular component: cytosolic small ribosomal subunit; ribosome. The record is from RefSeq and is a predicted model, not a curated record. The transcript has 4 exons. Lineage: Eukaryota; Fungi; Ascomycota; Eurotiomycetes; Chaetothyriales; Herpotrichiellaceae.
AUGGUCAAGAAGCGAGCGUCCAACGGACGUAACAAGAAGGGCAGAGGUCACGUCAAGCCGAUCCGAUGCUCCAACUGUUCCCGAUGCACACCUAAAGACAAGGCCAUCAAGAGAUUCACAAUCAGAAACAUGGUUGAGUCGGCUGCCAUUCGUGAUAUUUCCGAUGCCUCCGUCUUCGCAGACUACGCCGUCCCCAAGAUGUACUUGAAGUUGCAGUACUGCGUCUCUUGCGCCAUUCACGGCAAGAUUGUCCGAGUCCGAUCGCGCGAAGGCCGACGAAACCGAGCUCCUCCCCCAAGAGUCCGAUACAACAAGGACGGAAAGAAGGUCAACCCUCAGCAAGCCGCUGCUAAGACUCUUCAGGCAUAA